Molecule: messenger RNA, 2382 nt
Organism: Cannabis sativa
Lineage: Eukaryota; Viridiplantae; Streptophyta; Magnoliopsida; Rosales; Cannabaceae
Product: protein WVD2-like 7
Exons: 9
Coding region: 460-2019 (519 amino acids)
Source: RefSeq, a predicted model, not a curated record
AAAGCCUUUAAUUAGAUUCCUUGCAUAUAUCAGUUUCUCACUCACACUCAACUCCAUUUAAAACAAAAAGAAACUAGACGUUGAGAUUUAAAGACUCCAUUUUUAUUUAUUUUUUUCUCUCAAUAUUUUAUUUUAAUUCACAGUUUCACGCUCACACAGUCACAUUCCACUCUAUUCCAUUCGAAAGUUGAAACUUUCAUCUUUCUUUCUUUUUCAUUGGUUAAAAGCUGAGUAGAAAACUCAUAACACAUAUAAAAAGCUCUGUUCUUUUCCUUUUCUUCUUUGAGUGUCAUCUCAACUGUGAAAUGGACCCAAGAAGGAGCCUCUUGUGAUUCACCCUUUAAAGAGUUGUUUGUUUUAGACAAAACCCUUCAAGGGUUUUUCUUGUGGAGAAGGGAGCGUCUGAAAGUUACUAACUUUAAAGGGCUCAGAAAUCAUUUAAAACUGUAAAGAAAGAACAUGGGUGAAUCUGCAUUUCUGAGAAGAUCGUUCUCUUCUCCUUCUGAGAGUUCUCGUGAACCAAAAGAGGGUGAUCCAUGUCGUGUGCUAGGAGAAUCAAUCUCUUUCGGGAGGUUUAUGUCAGAACCCCUGGCCUGGGAGAAGUGGUCAGCUUUCACUCAAAAUCGCUACUUAGAAGAAGUUGAGAGAUACUCUAAACCUGGUUCUGUUGCUGAGAAGAAAGCCUAUUUCGAGGCGCAUUAUAAGAAAAAGGCUGCUGAAAGAGCUGCGGCGUUGCUUGAGGCUGCAAAUGUUGAAACAACUUAUGAAGCUGUCACAGAGUCGGUAGUAAAUGAGGAGAAGAACUGCAAUGUCUCUUCUAUGGAUUCUGAAUUUGAAAAAAGAGAGAGCCUUGUGGAUGAUCUGCUGGAAAUUGAUGUUCAAAAUACUGAUUAUUGUACCAAUGAAACUGAGUCUAAUUCGUGUGUGGAUAGGGAUGAAAAGGAAUGUUCCGUGGGGAGUUGUAAUCCAAUUGAAAUUCCAAAUCUAUCUGAGAAGAAUGAAGUAAAUAUGCACAGUCAGGAUGUUGUUUGUCAGAAUAUUACAGCUUCAACGAGCAAACAAAAGCUGGCCAACUCUUCCCCAAGGACAUCAUCCAAACAAGUGACCCCUAUAAAAACAAGAAAUGGAAACAAUCUUGCUUCAAGGUGUAAGAAUUUCAUGCAAGAUUUGGUUGACAAAAAAAGUGCAAAAUCAAUCCAUAUGUCGAUUCACUUUUCUUCUUGCACUGGUGAAAAUAGUAAACCUGUUUCACCCUUUAGACAAAAGAUCAUAAGCUCGAAAGAUUUAACAGCUUCACCCUUUAGACAAAAGAUCAUAAGCUCGAAAGAUUUAACAGCUUCACCCAAGUUGUUUGCAGCUAGUUCAACUUCACAAAUAAAAACAAAGGCUUCUGUAAAUGGAGUAGUAAAGAGACCACCAAACCUCAAGUCUGAAAAUAGAAGUAGUAAAGCAAUACUAAAUAAAUCAGUUGCUGAAGGAACAACAUUAGAUCGUAAGCAGAAUUGCCUCUCGCCAAACAACUCAAAAUCUUCUGGUGGGAGAGGAAGCAAAUCACAGCCUUCUAUUAUAACAUCUCCUUUCAGAUUCAAAAGUGAUGAAAGAGCAGCAAAACGAAAAGAGUUCUAUGAGAAGCUCGAAGAAAAAAGAAAUGCAGAUGAGGCUGAAAAGAAGCGUCAACAGACAAGAUUCCAGGGAAAAACAUCACAUGAUGUUAUGAAAGUGCGGCAGAGCACUUUGUUAAAAAGCAAACCAAAUGAAGAUCUGUGUUCUGCAUCGCAAUUGCCAACUGGUCAUAUUAAAAAGAUCCCUUUGAGACAACCUAGAUCACCUACUCUUGGAAGAUUGGCAACUCCCAACAAAAUCUGUGAUGCAACUUCUCAGUCUUCAGACAAUAAAGAAAACUCGAAGUGUGUUGAAAAUAACCGACCAACUAUUCGGUCACUCGCUUCACGCUUUCAGAAGAAUAACGCACACGAGAAUGCCACUCCAAAUAUCCAGAGUUCAACAGUAAAAAGGUAGGAAUUAUCUCAGAGAUUAGACUGCUGUUGUAGUGACUGAUCAACCAUCACACCAAAAGCCACUUGUGUAAUUAGGAGACAUGUGGGGGUAGUAGAAUUGUGAUCUCAAACAUCAGUUGGAAAAAUUUUGUAGUAUUUUAAUUCUGUUUGUAAAAUAUGUAGAUUUUCUUUUCUUUCCUUUAAUCGUACCGUACCAGUUUCGGCAUGGGGAAGGGAACAAAGUAAUAACUUACACAACAAGACAGCCUUUUUUUCUUUUUCUAAUUUAUUUUUUUUGUUUUUAAUCAUUUCUCAUUUUGUAAUAACUUGCAGCCUUGUAUAACAAACUCUUGUUUGUUUCUAUAAGAUUAUUGCAAUUGUUAAA